Messenger RNA from Aricia agestis (brown argus), 594 nucleotides. RefSeq names its product 40S ribosomal protein S10 (gene RpS10b). The record is from RefSeq and is a predicted model, not a curated record. The transcript is spliced from 4 exons. Gene Ontology annotation, molecular function: RNA binding; structural constituent of ribosome. Gene Ontology annotation, cellular component: cytosolic small ribosomal subunit. Lineage: Eukaryota; Metazoa; Arthropoda; Insecta; Lepidoptera; Lycaenidae. The coding region runs from base 93 to 572 and encodes 159 amino acids.
UUGACAUUUGACAGAUUAAAAUGUCAAGUUGUCUUUUGUCUAUUCUUUCUUUUUAGUUGUCAAAAUAAGCGAAAAGGUAGUAGUGGCUCAAGAUGUUGAUGCCCAAGCAAAAUCGCGUUGAUAUUUAUGAGUACCUUUUCAAGGAAGGUGUUAUGGUAGCCAAAAAGGACUACCAUGCACCCAAACACCCGGAUCUGGAGAAGAUUCCCAACCUGCAAGUUAUCAAAGCUAUGCAGUCCCUCAAAUCUAGAGGUUAUGUUAAGGAACAGUUUGCCUGGAGACAUUUCUACUGGUAUUUGACCAAUGAGGGUAUUGAAUACUUGAGGAUCUUCCUUCACCUGCCCCCUGAAAUCGUGCCUGCUACCCUGAAGAGGUCAGGCCGCACAGAGGCAGCCCGCCGCGGCGCCGGAGGCCGUCCCGACGCCCCCGCUCGCACAGCCGAGGACAGAUCUGCAUACAGACGUGCUCCAACUGCACCCGGCGGUGCCCACGACAAGAAGGCUGAUGUCGGACCUGGCUCAGCUGAAGUUGAAUUCAGAGGAGGUUUCGGACGAGGCAGGCCAGCACCCUAAGUUAAAAUAAAUUCAUAUAAAA